Messenger RNA from Dipodomys ordii (Ord's kangaroo rat), 4188 nucleotides. RefSeq names its product codanin 1 (gene Cdan1). NCBI's taxonomy places the organism in Eukaryota, Metazoa, Chordata, Mammalia, Rodentia, Heteromyidae. The transcript is spliced from 29 exons. The coding region runs from base 1 to 3606 and encodes 1201 amino acids. Gene Ontology annotation, cellular component: nucleus. The record is from RefSeq and is a predicted model, not a curated record. Gene Ontology annotation, biological process: chromatin organization.
AUGAGCGACAACAGAGUGCUGUCCUUAAGCCCCAGCUCGGGACGCCCCGUCCCACCACCCAGCACUCAGUUCCCCAAACACUCGGGGUCUCGUCAGAGUCUUCCACACCAGCGGGGUCCCCGGCAGCACCUCGUCUCCCAGGAGCGCACCCCGAGCGCGCUCAGCGGCAGCUCCAGGACGAAGCUGCCGCAACCCGGGGCCAAAAGGGGGGGCAAGGGCCGCCAAGCCGGGUUGGACUCGGUGCCGCCCCUCGGGCCGGCGCGGUAUGACUGGGCACAGGACGGGAACCCCACCCCGGCUCCCAACGGUCACUUUCGGCUGCCGGCCCCGCCCCAGCCGGGCCGCGCUUGGCGCGCCUGCGCCUGCGCAAUCGCCACCGAGCGCUGGGAACCGGGAUGGCGGCCGUUUUGGAGUCGCUUCUGCGAGAGGAGGUGUCGGUCGCGGCCGCGGUGCGGUGGCUGGCGCGCGGCACCCGGAGUUCCGAGCAGGACGAAGCCUUCUCGCAGGAUCAACCCAACUCCGGUGAGCGAAGAGCGGUCACUGUCCAAGCCCAAGACCUGCUUCACCUCACCCCCAAUCAGCUGUGUCCCCAGUUCCCAACCCUCAGCCCCGGACACUAGCCCUCCGGGCCUUGGCCUUCCCCCAGGGUGCAGAAGUCUGCAAGAGGAGCGGGAGAUGCUCAGGAAGGAGCGCUCUAAGCAGCUGCGGCCGCCACCCGCCCCUGCCUGUCCCACCCCAGAAUCGGGGUCUCCUGUUCCCAACCGGACUGGAAACCUCGCCGCAGAACCUGCAGACCCUGCCAGAGUGUCUUCCCACCAGCGCCUGGAGCUGGUGGCCCUCAUCUACUCCUCAUGCAUUGCUGAGAACCUGGUACCAAACCUAUUCUUGGAGCUCUUCUUUGUCCUUCAGCUCCUUACUGCCCGAAGGACAGUGGCUACCAAGGACAGGGACCUCGAACCAAGUCCAGGUACCCUAGAUUCCUUGGAAAGCCCACUGUUCCUGAGUAUCCACGACUGUGUCUUCUUUGCAGUGCAGGUUUUGGAGCAUCAGUUUCAGGUUCUUUCCUACUUGGACAAAGGGACCUUAAAGCUGCUGGCUGAGAAUGAGCGGCUGCUAUGCUUCUCACCAGCUCUGCAAGGCCGCCUUCGAGCUGCCUAUGAGGGCAGUGUUGCCAAGGUCUCUCUGACAAUGCCACCCUCUGCUCAAGCUGUCUCCUUUCAGCCAGAAACUGACAAUCGUGCUAACUUCUCCAGUGAUCGAGCCUUUCAUACUUUUAAAAAGCAGAGGGAUGUGUUUUACGAGGUGCUUCGAGAAUGGGAAGAUCGCCAUGAGGAGGCUGGCUGGGAUUUUGAGAAGGGCGUAGGCAGCAGAGUCAGAGCCAUGAUGGGUCAACUCUCAGCAGCCUGCAGCCACAGCCACUUUGUUCGACUUUUCCAGAAACAACUUCUUCAGAUGUGUCAGAGCCCUGGCGGUGCUGGGGGCGCCGUCUUGGGGGAGGCGCCGGAUGUGCUGAAUAUGCUGGGAGCUGACAAGCUGGGGCGGCUGCGGCAGCUGCAGGAGCGGCUCGUGGCCCCUCAGAGUAGCGGGGGCCCCUGCCCGCCCCCGGCCUUCCCAGGCUGCCAAGGCUUCUUCAGGGACUUCAUCCUGAGUGCCAGCAGCUUCCAGUUUAAUCAGCAUCUCAUGGACAGUCUGAGCUUGAAGAUACGAGAGCUCAAUGGCCUUGCCCUGCCGCAGCACGAGCCUGGUGAUGAAGAUGGAGAGUCAGACGUAGACUGGCAGGGUGAAAGGAGACAAUUUGCCCUGGUGCUUCUUAGCCUGAGGCUUUUGGCUAAAUUUCUGGGCUUUGUGGCCUUUCUGCCAUAUCGAGGGCCUGAACCACCUCCAACCCGUGAGCUUCAAGACUCCAUUCUGGCCCUCAGGAGCCAGGUCCCGCCCGUCCUGGAUGUGCGAGCUCUGCUGCAGCAGGGGCUGCAGGCUCGGCGGGCAGUGCUCACCGUGCCCUGGCUGGUAGAGUUCCUUUCCUUUGCGGACCACAUUGUCCCCUUGUUGGAGUAUUACCGGAGCAUUUUUAUCCUCCUGCUGCACCUGCAUCGGAGCCUGGUCUUAUCACAAGAGCGCGAGGGGGAGAUGUGCUUCCUGAACAAGCUGCUCCUGCUCGCUGUGUUGGGCUGGCUUUUCCAGACUCCAACAGUCCCUGAGGACUUGUUCUUUCUGGAAGAGUGUUGUGUGGAUGCCUUUGCGGUAGACCCAGCGGCUUCAGAUCAUGGUUUGGACAGUAUACCUGUGGUGGACCAGCAGCUGCUCUACACCUGCUGCCCCUACAUUGGAGAGCUUCGGAAACUGCUCGCUUCAUGGGUUUCUGGAAGCAGUGGACGUAGCGGGGGCUUUGUGCGGAAAAUCACUCCCACCACCACGACCUUAGGGUUGGGAGCCCAGCUUCCCCAGACCAGCCAGGGGCUCCAGGCACAGCUCGCUCAGGCCUUUUUCCACAACCAGCCACCCUCCCUGCGCAGGACCGUGGAGUUUGUGGCAGAGAGAAUCGGAUCAAACUGUGUCAAACACAUCAAGGCGACGCUGGUUGCAGAUCUGGUACGCCAGGCAGAGUCACUUGUCCAAGAGCAGCUGGUGACGCAUGGACAGGAAGGGGGAGAUGCUGCGCAGUUGUUAGAGAGCCUGUGUUCCCAGCUGUGCCCCCGUGGAGCCCACGCACUGACCCAGGGGCGGGAGUUCUGCCAAAGGAAGAGCCCAGGAGCUGUGCGGGCACUGCUUCCAGAAGAGACCCCAGCAGCGGUUCUGAGCAGUGCAGAGAACAUAGCCAUCGGGCUCGCAACAGAGAAAGCCUGCACUUGGUUGUCAGCCAACAUCACAGCGCUGAUUCGGAGGGAGGUGAAAGCGGCUGUGAGUCGCAUGCUUCGAGCCCAGGGUCCUGAGCCGGCCGCCCGCGUGGAACGGAGGGGCUGCUCCCGCGCCUGUGAGCACCACGCUCCCCUCCCUUCCCACCUCAUCUCCGAGAUCAAAGACGUGCUCUCUCUGGCCGUGGGGCCCCGAGACCCUGAGGAAGGCGUUUCCCCAGAGCAUCUGGAGCAGCUCCUCGACCAGCUGGGCCAGUCCCUGCGGUGCCGCCAGUUCCUGUGCCCACCUGCUGAGCAACAUCUGGCAAAGUGCUCUGUGGAGUUAGCUUCUCUCUUGGUAGCAGACCAGAUCCCCAUUCUUGGGCCUCCAGCACAGCACAAGCUAGAGCGAGGACAGGCACGUAGGCUUCUGCACAUGCUGCUCUCCCUAUGGAAAAAUGAUUUCCAGGGGCCAGUUCCACUACAGCUGCUGCUGAGUCCGAGAAACGUCGGGCUUCUGGCAGACACUCGGCCAAGGGAGUGGGACCUCCUGCUGUUCUUGCUCCGGGAGCUGGUAGAGAUGGGUCUCAUGGGACGAAUGGAGAUAGAGGCCUGUCUGGGCAGUCUCCAUGAGGCCCAGUGGCCAGUGGAUUUCUCUGAAGAACUGGCUACACUGUUCCACUUAUUUCUAUCUGAGCCCCAUCUGCCAGAACCCCAGUUGAGAGCUUGUGAACUGGUGCAACCAAACCGGGGGACAGUGCUGGCCCAGAGCUAAGACUCGAAAAUGGCCCUGCCUGGGCAUUUCACAAGAGCCCUGCCUGCCUGAGCCACAGGAGGCUGACAGCCACUGCGGCAGCCCUUGCUGAGGUGGAAGUAGCAGAUCUGCAGUGGGACAUCCUGCUCUGGUAGGCAGGAAGGACAUGGCUGCUGAGCAUCCAUUCCACCGACGGCAGGCUCGCCACCCAGUCCUAGAGGAAGGAGAGGGCCCUGAUUCAGGGUAAUGAAGAAGCCUAGAGACUCCAGACCUGGAGCAGAAGAACUGAUGGGCAAGCCUCUUGGUUGCUAAAUGAAAUGAAGCGUGUCGGCUAGCAACAGGACUCAAGCCUUGCUUUUAAACUGUGGUUCUGAGAGAUCCUGACAGAAGCAAAGGACUUCUGCAUAGCUUGUAACAUUAACACAGACCUUGGGAGUCGGAGUCUACAGAACUGCUGUGUGUUCAGCAGGUGUGGUAGCAUUUAACUGAAACAGUGGACUUCCCUCUGUGCAGAUAAUAUCUCUUUAGACCCUCUUUCCAUCCAGAGACCAAGCACAGGGCAGAACAAUAAGUUUUUUAAGAAAAUAAAUUUGUUUUCUUUAA